Messenger RNA from Didymodactylos carnosus, 645 nucleotides. The record is from the annotation of a GenBank genome assembly. NCBI's taxonomy places the organism in Eukaryota, Metazoa, Rotifera, Eurotatoria, Philodinida, Philodinidae.
AUGACAGGAAAAAUGAUUGGGUUAAUUUGUUUUCUAACCGUAAGUAUUACAACGAUUUUAGCAACAAAAGGCAUCGAUGUGUCUCAAAGCGUUACACAAGCACAAUUUGAAUGUUUAAAAAAUGCAGGCUAUGAGUUUGUCAUUACACGCGUCCAUCAGAGUACUGGUAAAGUGGAUCCAAAUGGUGCACGAACAAUAAAAAAUGCUAAAGCUGCUGGUUUUCGUUACGUUGAUGGUUACAUAUUCCCAUGUUUUUCAUGUGGAAAUCCAGCUAAACAAGUUUCUGAUACAAUUGAUAACUUAAAUUCGAAUGGUGCUGAGUAUGGCAUGAUUUGGUUAGAUAUUGAAAGUGGUGCAAAUUGGAGUUCAAUCGCGCAAGAUAAUAUUGAUUUUAUUCAACAGAUGAUUGAUGAAUUGAAACGUUUAAAAGUUAAUUUCGGUAUUUAUGCACAGAAAUCUCAAUGGACACACAUUACAGGCAAUACAGUUGUGUUUGGUGAUCCACCAUUAUGGUAUCCACAUUAUGAUAAUGUUGAAUCGUUCUCAGGUUUUCAAGCAUUUGGUGGAUGGACGAAACCAGCCAUCAAACAAUAUCAGGGUGAUGUUAGCGAAUGCGGUGUUGGUAUUGAUCGAAAUUUCUACUAG